Glycine soja is the source of this 1516-nucleotide messenger RNA. Its product is annotated as zinc-finger homeodomain protein 9-like. Gene Ontology annotation, biological process: regulation of developmental process; regulation of DNA-templated transcription. NCBI's taxonomy places the organism in Eukaryota, Viridiplantae, Streptophyta, Magnoliopsida, Fabales, Fabaceae. The transcript has 2 exons. Gene Ontology annotation, cellular component: nucleus. Bases 233 to 1249 code for a protein of 338 amino acids. Gene Ontology annotation, molecular function: DNA-binding transcription factor activity; transcription cis-regulatory region binding. The record is from RefSeq and is a predicted model, not a curated record.
AUAACCCAAACCCAGAUUUUUUUUUAUUAUCAACAGUCAUCUCAUUACUCUCUCAACACCAUCAUCAACAUUCAACACUCUUCCUUCUCCUCCUUCCUCCAACAAAGCAACUUUUUUUUUUCUCUUCCUUUCCAUUUCCUAAUUUCCAUCAUAUAAAAUAGUGCCACCCAUCACCACAACUAUAACAAAAUCAGCAGCAUCAGCAGAAGCAGAAGAAGCAGAUGUUAGAGCCAUGGACAUAACCCCAACAACAACGAUCAUCAACACCACCACCACUCCCAGUGCAGCAAAAUCCCCGGAACAUGAAACAGAAACACCGACCAGGAUCACCACCCCCAUCACUCCCACAACGACAAAAACCUUAUCUUUCUCGAAUGGUGUCCUCAAACGCCACCACCACCACCACCUCCACCACCCUAUGCCUGCGGUGGUUACCUACAAAGAAUGCCUCAAAAACCACGCCGCCAACUUGGGUGGCCACGCUCUAGACGGCUGCGGCGAGUUCAUGCCCUCUCCGACCGCCACCGCCGCCGACCCCAGCUCCAUAAAAUGCGCCGCCUGCGGCUGCCACCGCAACUUCCACCGCCGCGAGCCGGAGGACCCCCCCAUCACCUCCAACACCACGCACGUCAUCGAGUACCAGCCCCACCACCGCCACCACCCUCCGCCGCCGCUUCACGCGGCGGCGGCAGCACGCAGCCCCAAUUCCGCUUCCCCGCCGCCGAUCUCCUCCUCUUACUAUCCCUCCGCGCCGCACAUGCUCCUCGCCCUCUCCGCCGGGCUAGCGGCUCCGCCGGAGAGCACCGCAGCGCCUUCCGCAGCGCUCAGCAGAAAGCGUUUCCGAACGAAGUUCAGUCAGGAGCAGAAGGAGAAGAUGCACAAGUUCGCGGAGAAAGUGGGGUGGAAGAUUCAGAAGCGGGACGAGGAUUUGAUUCACGAGUUCUGCAACGAGGUUGGGGUCGAUAGAAGCGUUCUCAAGGUUUGGAUGCAUAACAACAAAAACACCUUCGCCAAAAAAGAUAACAAUAUUGUUAUUAGUAAUGAUAUUAAUAUUACUACUAGUAAUAAUAUUAAUAUCAGUAUUAUUGAUGAUAAUGAUGCAAAUGGGGGUGAUGUCAAGGUUUUUGAAAACCCUAACAACAACCAUGGUAGUGGUAGUGGUGGUGGUGAAGAUCCUGCUGAAGAUCCGAGUCGUAAUCACUAUGGUGGGGUGAAUGUUGGUGCUAACGGGUCUUCUUCUAGUUCUUGAUCUAAGGGGAAGAGAAGAAGAAUAAUGUGAUAGAUAGGUUAAUGAUGAUGAUGCUGCUGCUACUACUGGUUAAUUAAUUAGUAGUUUUUAAUUUCUUUUCUUUUUUUGUUUUUAAUUGUUUAGUUUUUAUAUUGUGAAUGAGACCAAGAUGAUGGAUGAUCUAUCAGCUUAAUUGGAGAGAAUGAUAUAUCCAAAAGGGAAAUUUAUUUUGAUUUUUAUGCUUUUAAUGGUAUUGUUCUGAAUUAAUUGGGGAGUUAGUUGUUACUA